ACAGCUCUUGGGCGUCAAGCCGGCCGCUUUGGUUACUACGGUCUAAGCUCCUGCCUUCGCGGAUAGGCUGAAGGGUGGAGCUAGGGCGGGCUGAUUGAGAAGCUUCAAGAUGGCGGCGAUGUAAACAGUGCUAGUGGGAUGUGGAGUGGUCUGUUACCUUCUGGUGUGAAUGAAAGUGAUAUUGAUACAAGUUCUGAUGAAGAAACGUUGGAAGGUCCUGUGCCCAUCUUAAAAGAGGAAAAAGAACUAAAAGAGUUCAGAGGAGCUCAGGCUUCUGACUUCAAAACUGGGGAAAGUAUCACUGAAAGAGAUCCUGCUUCAGCAGUGGUUGAUGACACCCAGGAAUUCCAAACAUGUCCUUCCGGAGUUUCUUUAGAUAUGUGGCAUAAAUUUCAAAACUUGCAAAAGAAAAACUUUGAGAUGAAAAUCCAAACAAAUCAAAGAGAAAGGGGACAAAAGAGGAAGCGUUCCAGAAAAGUUAAAUUGAAAACAAAUAAUAAAGAAGAAGAUAAGAGUCAACAAACCACAAAUGAAAGCCGGUUGAGAGAGCUCACUCAGUAUUUUGGAAUCAAUGAUAGAUUUGAGUCACCUGCAAGCAAGGAAGGUGCUCCAAAGUCUGGCCUUGAAAUCAGUAUAGACAAAGCCUUAGCUGAUGGAGAUACUGCACAGGCUGAGGAACUAAGUGACAGAUUAGCUACUCGAGAGCUUGGUGUGAAAAUUGCCAAAGCUGUUGCCUGCCGAAAUUUCAUAAAAACAAAACAAGACACAGAGGCCUCUCAAGAAGCCCAAAAGAAAAAGAAGCUUGCUUGGGGAUUUGAAGCCAAGAAAAGAUGGGAAACAAAAAGCAACAUGGGAUACAUGUAGUUUGUGCCUUGGAUGGAGGGGGGGGGGAGCAUUUUAAAGAUAAAGGAGAGGGUUUGUUAGUACUGAGAAUACUUGCAUUAUAUUUUUCAUUACCAUUAUUUGUGCAGCUGGAUGGAUCACUGUGGACUAAUUUAAGUUUGCAUUCCAUACUCCAGAAGGUAUCUCUGGAAUAUUUCAAAACUUGUAUCUUCAUCACAGGAAAUGUUUCCAGCUUUUAUUCCCUUUCACACAUCCUCAAGAUUUAAAGUCUCUUGUUUGUUACAGCCCUAUUAAAAAUGUAAUCUUGAA
Messenger RNA from Heteronotia binoei (common prickly gecko), 1152 nucleotides. RefSeq names its product family with sequence similarity 204 member A (gene FAM204A). The transcript has 8 exons. The coding region runs from base 139 to 864 and encodes 241 amino acids. Lineage: Eukaryota; Metazoa; Chordata; Lepidosauria; Squamata; Gekkonidae. The record is from RefSeq and is a predicted model, not a curated record.